Molecule: messenger RNA, 801 nt
Organism: Rhincodon typus (whale shark)
Lineage: Eukaryota; Metazoa; Chordata; Chondrichthyes; Orectolobiformes; Rhincodontidae
Product: tripeptidyl-peptidase 2-like
Exons: 6
Biological process (GO): sodium ion transmembrane transport
Cellular component (GO): membrane
Molecular function (GO): L-proline transmembrane transporter activity
Source: RefSeq, a predicted model, not a curated record
GUGGUUUAUUUCACUGCAACAUUCCCUUAUGUGGUUCUGGCCAUACUCCUGAUCCAAGAGGUUACCCUGGACAGAGCCUCAAAAGGAAUUAAAUAUUAUAUCGGAAGCCAAUCGGACAUCUCCAAACUGGCUGAGGCUCAGCAUGCCUCGGAAGGAAUAUCGCGAUUUGAUACCACAGCUUCACUGAAUUAUGAAGAGCUCUCACCUGUCGCGACCCUAAAAAACUGGGUGCAAACUCUUCGGCCUGUGGAUGCCAAAACAAGACCCUUAGGCUCUCGGGAUAUACUGCCCAACAACAGGCAACUUUAUGAGCUGGUUUUAACCUACAAUUUCACCCAGGCAAAGUCUGGUGAAGUAACUCCAAGCUGUGCAUUAUUAUCUGACUUGUUGUAUGAAUCAGAGUACGACAGUCAACUUUGGAUGCUAUUUGAUCAAAACAAGAAGCUGGUGGGAUCAGGCGAUGCUUAUCCUGACAGGUACUCGCUAAAACUGGAUAAAGGGGACUAUGUGAUACGCCUGCAGAUUCGCCACGAGGCGCUGAGUGAGUUGGAACAUUUAAAUGACCUGCCAUUCCACAUCGAUCGCAAGCUCCCAGCUCCACUGAACCUGGACAUCUACCGAACCCAUGCCAACGCACUACUCAACAAGAGCAAGUUUUGCUCCCUUACGCUGCCCCCAAAAUACACAAUUCCAUUCUACAUCACUUCAUUGCCAGAUGACAAAGUUCCAAAAGGAAUUGAAAUUGGUUGCCACCUUACAGGAACACUCACACUUUCUAAAACAGAAAUGGGCAAGAAAGCU